Molecule: messenger RNA, 747 nt
Organism: Clonostachys solani
Lineage: Eukaryota; Fungi; Ascomycota; Sordariomycetes; Hypocreales; Bionectriaceae
Source: the annotation of a GenBank genome assembly
AUGAGCUACGAACCGGAACACAUCGACCGCAAGUCGCUCUACACAAACCUAGAAGCCCGAAUCGAUUACCUCCAUCGCUUCCUCGACUUCAGUGAGAACGACAUUGAGGCUCUGGCCUUCGGGUCGAAAUUCGUGCAGGACAUCAUCCCCGCUGUCGUCCACAUUGUGUACCAGAAGCUCCUCCAGUUUGACAUUACUGCCCGUGCAUUCGAGACUCGCGACACACGAUCGGAAGAGCCCUUGAAAAACGGCAUCGAUGUGGACAGUGCUGUGGUACAGGAGCGCAAGAUGUUCCUCAACGCCUACCUCAAGAAGAUGUGCUCCGACCAGUCCCAGAUGGAAUUCUGGGAAUACCUGGAUCAGGUUGGUGCCAUGCAUGUUGGCCUCCACAAGCAACGACCCCUCCGAAUCGAGUACAUUCACAUCAGCGCGACCCUGUGUGUGAUACAGCAUGUUCUCACAGAAGCCAUUCUGUCACACAACGCCCUGCCCAUGUCCCGGCGCACCGCCAUGGUCGUUGCCAUCAGCAAGGUCAUCUGGAUCCAGAACGAUCUCUUCGCCAAGUGGUGCGUCCGCGACGGCGAGGAGUUCAACGCCGAGGGCGAGACCACGCAGCCCGCCCCGUCCAUGUCGCAUAUUUCGCCUCCCAAGGGCACGACGGCCGACGGGCAGAAGGCGGGCACAUGCCCGUUCAGUGGCAUGACGCAGGCGAUGCAAGGGCUCAGCACAGGGCCUCCUGCGCAUUGA